AGUAGUUCCAAGCAACAGCAAGAGCAGCAGUUUCAAUUGUUCCGGAUUAACCCGUCGAAGAAAAACCCUCGCAACUUCAAAAUGUUCAAGCUGAUCGUCCUUGCCUGUCUGGUGGCCGUCGCCGUUGCCGCUCCGGCACCCGCUCCCGGACUGGUCGUUGCCUCCCCGAUCGUUGUGAGCCACUCCCAUGCCCACGUGGUGCACACCCCGAUCAUCAAGUACAAGGCCGUCCCGAUCAUCAAGACCGUCCCGGUGUACAAGCACAUCCCGGUGGUGCACUCGGUUCCCGUGAUCAAGACCGUCGUGGCCAGCCCGGUCCUGUACCAUUCUCACCACCACCAUCACUAAACUAUCCAGCUUUUGUGGAUAAUUUAGGGCGCUGGGAGUAAUUUAUUGAUGUACCUUGAGUGAAAACUAACUUUUGUUUAUUUAAUUGUGUAUUAAAAUCUUGAUUUUUAAACUCGAAA
Messenger RNA from Culex quinquefasciatus (southern house mosquito), 467 nucleotides. Its product is annotated as neuropeptide-like 3. The transcript is spliced from 3 exons. The record is from RefSeq and is a predicted model, not a curated record. Lineage: Eukaryota; Metazoa; Arthropoda; Insecta; Diptera; Culicidae. Bases 82 to 348 code for a protein of 88 amino acids.